AUGGAUAACACUUUGAAAAACAUCUCGUUCUCCGAGAAUACCUCAAUCUUUGAGAACUCCACAGACGACUGGACACCAGAUGGAGAGGAAACAGUGCAUUUCAUUCUUCGAUGCGUGAUUCCUUCGGUGUAUAUACUUAUAAUAACGAUUGGUCUGCUGGGCAACAUAACACUUGUGAAAAUAUUCAUCACCACGAGCGCGAUGCGAAGUGUACCCAACAUUUUCAUUUCCAGCUUGGCCGUGGGAGAUAUUUUGCUUUUGGUCACUUGUGUGCCCGUGGACGCGAUCCGGUAUUUCUACGAGGAGUGGAUAUUUGGAACGGUGGCUUGUAAGAUGAUCCCUGUGAUUCAGCUCACCUCGGUCGGCGUCUCGGUGUUCACUCUCACGGCGCUGAGCGCGGACAGACACAAAGCUAUUGUGAACCCACUGGACAUCCAGACCUCCAGCGCCGUAUUCUGGACCUGCUUGAAGGCCGUCACCAUUUGGAUCGUCUCGGUGCUGUUGGCUGUACCAGAGGCUGUCUUCUCGCAGGUGGUUCACAUGCCCUACAAGAACACGACGUUCACCGCCUGUGUGCCGUAUCCCCUCUCUAAUGAGCUGCAUCCCAGGAUUCACUCAAUUAUGAUAUUCCUAGUCUACUUCCUCAUUCCUCUGAGCAUUAUCUCGGUCUACUACUAUCACAUCGCAAGGACACUUAACAAGAGUGCUCAUGAUAUGCCUGGUGAGAUUAGCGAGCACUCCAAAAGACAGACGGAAACAAGAAAGCGUCUUGCCAAGAUCGUCCUGGUGUUCGUGGGCCUCUUCGCGCUGUGCUGGUUCCCAAACCACGUCCUCUACAUGUACCGCUCCUUCAACUAUCGACAAAUCGACUCAUCGCUGUUGCACCUCAUCAUCACGCUCGUGGCGCGCGUGCUAAGUUUCUCCAGCUCCUGCGUGAACCCCUUUGCCCUUUACCUGCUGAGCGAGAGCUUCCGCAGGCACUUCAACAACCAGCUGAUGUGUAGACGUCGCAAAUACCAAGCGCGCAACAGCAGUUACCUCCAGAGCACCACUGCCAUGCGCAUGACCUCUAUCAGGAAGAGCAUACCUGCUGUUGCCAAUGGACACGGACAAAAGACAUUUAGCGUCUGA
Messenger RNA from Triplophysa dalaica, 1131 nucleotides. It is a transcript of the gene nmbr, whose product is annotated as neuromedin B receptor. Gene Ontology annotation, molecular function: G protein-coupled peptide receptor activity. NCBI's taxonomy places the organism in Eukaryota, Metazoa, Chordata, Actinopteri, Cypriniformes, Nemacheilidae. The coding region runs from base 1 to 1131 and encodes 376 amino acids. The transcript is spliced from 3 exons. The record is from RefSeq and is a predicted model, not a curated record. Gene Ontology annotation, cellular component: membrane. Gene Ontology annotation, biological process: G protein-coupled receptor signaling pathway.